UGGGAGGGUGGGAGGAUCUCAUUCCAAUCCCCUGUGCCCAGUUUCAGCACACUGCACAUCUUGAGCAGUUUAGAGCCAGACCACGGACAGAAAAAAUAAGGAAGAGGGGGAGAGGAGUGUAGAGAGAGAGAGAGAGAGCGAGCGAGAGAGAGAGAGACCGAGAGAUCGAAGGCAUGUGUAAGAGUGGCACGUUUGUUGUUUUUAAAACGCGAGGUAGUGCUUGAAGAAGAAUGUGUGUGUGUGUGUGUGAGGGCGAGAGAGUGUGAGUGAGUGAGUGUGUGUGUGUGUUUUGUGUGAGGCUUCAGUGUUCAUGUGCGACAGCCUGAGAGAAGCGGCGUGUGACGGCUCGGCAGCCGUACUACUUGUGCAGACAGGAGAGUUGGAGGCAUUUCUUUUGUAGGGACUCGCAGGGAAUGGCAAACAACACAGUCUGCCUGGGAACAUCCAUUUCAUAAGAAUGUCGCAGGCUAUUUGCUGUACCUUGGUGAGCUGUAAUUGUGAUAGUUUCAAACCUGGGAAACUAAAGAGGCGACAAUGUGAAAAUUGCAAGCAUGGAUGGGUAGCUCAUGCACUGAGUAAAUUGAAGGUUCACCACAUGUAUCAGGGCAGUCAAGUAGAGAUCGUCCACUCCAAUGUGGUGUUUGACAUCUGCAGUCUGAUGCUGUACGGGACACAGGCUAUCCCAGUGCGCCUCAAGAUCCUUCUGGACCGCCUUUUCAGCGUUCUCAAACAGGAUGAGGUCAUCCAGAUCCUCAAUGCACUAGACUGGACCCUCCAGGAUUACAUCCGUGGAUACGUCCUGCAGGAUGUGGCAGGGAAGGUACUAGACCGGUGGGCUAUUAUGACGUUCGAAGAGGAGAUCGCCACACUUCAGCAGUUUCUGCGCUUUGGGGAAACCAAGUCCAUUGUGGAGCUGAUGGCCCUCCAGGAUAAGGAGAGCCAGGCCGUCCUCGUACCCAGCACCCGGACCAACUCCGACAUCCGGACCUUCAUUGAGAACAGCACCCAGCGCAGCCCCAACCUGCCCACCAAGGUGGAGAAGCUCAGCACGGGCAACGUGCACCACUUUGAGAACUUCAUCAACAGCAUGGCCUUCAUGCUGCCCUUCCAGCUGCUGAACUCGGUGCCUCCCGUCCUGGGCUCCACACCCAACGCGCUCCAGAUGGACGCGGUGCAGAGGCAGGAGCAGCAGGCCUGCCUGGAGGAGGCGGGACUGCCCGGGGAGAGCAGCCUCCUGGGCUCCAGCUCUGCCUCCUUCACCUCCGAUAUGGAGCGGGCCGACAAUCCCCUGGAGAUGGCCAUCACCAAAAAAGAAGCCGAGGAUUUUCCCACAAGUGACAACUACUCGGACGGCCCUCCCACCCCUUGCCCGUCCUCCGUGAGCUCGGAUGUCAAUCAGAUGUCCCCAGACAGCAGGAUGAGGUCCCUGGAGAAGAGCGGUGGCCUGAAGAAGGGCCGCGUGUACUGCAGCGCCUGCGAUAAGACCUUCUACGACAAGGGCACCCUGAAGAUCCACUACAACGCCGUCCACCUGAAGAUCAAACACAAGUGCACCAUCGACGGCUGCAACAUGGUCUUCAGCUCCCUGCGCAGCCGCAACCGCCACAGCGCCAACCCCAACCCCCGCCUGCACAUGCCCAUGAACCGCAACAACCGUGACAAGGACGUGCGCCACACCGGCUCCCCGUCCGAGGUGAAGGAGGAGAAGCGGGCCGAAUACUGCGCCAUCUCCACCGGCGUGGAGAGCCGCUCGGUCACCAGCUACAUGGUCAACAACGGCGACUCCAAGCUCCAAAGCAGCUUCCCCAACAUCAGCCAGAGCGGCAUCCUCUUCCCCAAUCUAAAGACGGUGCAACCUGUGCUGCCCUUCUACCGCAGCCUGGUCACCCCGGCAGAGCUCGCCAACACUCCAGGAACCCUCCCCUCUCUGCCCCUCAUCUCAUCCUCCGUCCCCAUGAAGCCAGCUGUCAGCGAGGCGUCCUCAGAACCACUACCAAAGAAAAAAUCGCGCAAGUCUAGCAUGCCCAUCAAGAUUGAGAAGGAAGCCGUGGAGGACAUGGAGGAGCUGGCAGACGGCAGCGACUCGGAGGACGAGGCUACUCAGGCCGGCAGGGAAAUCGAGGAGUCGGGCGGCAGUGGUCGGGCGUUUGGGCGACAGAUCUCCAACGACGGUGAAGAUCAAGGGCUACUUUCAGCAGCAGAGAGGGAAAACCUAUCCAACGCUUUGAAAAGGCCGUUCAGUUUCAUGCAGAAUUCAAAUGUGGACGCAAACAGUAGUACGGAGGAGGAUGGCUCACACAUUGUCGACGCGGGGCUGAGGCUCAGCGCGGAGGGCAGCGUUAUCACCUGCAUGUCGCCGAAACAGAGAGAGCACCACAUUCACAGCAAUGCCAUGGAUGGGCCAGAGGAUGACGGCUGUGUUAACAAGCCGCUGCAGGACAAGCCCUGCGACUCUGUCUAUGCCGACGGCAACCACAGAAUGGGCAACGGACCGUUGUUUCAAAAACUGGCCGGCGAGAAAGAAGACACGGAGGUCUGCGCAGACGAGUACGCCGAUCGCGAUGCAGAGACUGACCCUCACUCCAUGUGUGUGGAUGACAAAGACGACCAGCCCCAUUACUGUGAGAUCUGCAAUAAAACCUUCAAAAAUCCCUACAGCGUCAAAAUGCAUUACCGAAACGUGCACCUGAAGGAGAUGCACAUGUGCACUGUGGACGGCUGCAACGCGGCUUUCCCCUCCCGGAGGAGCAGAGACAGGCACAGCGCCAACCUGAACCUUCACCACAAGCUGUUGACCAAAGAUCACUACGGAGCGUCCAGCACAAUCUAUUCCACGUCCUCCCUUUGCAGGGAAAUUGCCAGCGACUUCCGGCAAGAUUUCUCCGCGAAGGAUCACGUUGGGCAGACGUCAGUGAUCUUUAAGGGCCACAACCGCAUGGGCCUGGUCUUCCCCAUGAGCAAGUCGGCCGAGAGCACGGACCCCUCGGCAGAGGCGUCAGUGGGGGACGAGGCGGUGUUGGAUCUCAGCACCACAGCCGCCUCUCGCGGCAGCGGCCACUCCUCCUGGGACUCGGACGGAGGCAGUGAGGAGGGGGUUCCCCUGGAGGACAGCGAUGAGAGCUGCGAUGGGCUGAGCCUGGGGGUGAAUGAGCGCCUGGGCCCAGAGCUCGGGGAGCGCUCCCCCGGGUGCCAAACCCCGCAGCUGCAGGCCGGCUCCCCCAUCACCUGCCAACUCUGCCAGAAGGUGUACAGCAACAAAGGCACCUUCAGGGCACACUACAAGACAGUUCAUCUCCGUCUCCUGCACAAGUGCAAGGUUCCAGGCUGCGACACCACGUUCUCCUCGGUCAGGAGCCGGAACCGGCACAGUCAGAACCCUAACUUACACAGGAACAUGACUGUAAAUGCUGCUCAUGAACAAGAGUAGGCUUCUGCUUUGGAAAAAAGAAAACGUGUCCUCUCAAACUGACUGGCUUUCAUUGUCUGUUUUUUGUUUUGUUGAAUUCUCUACAUUUGGGGGGAAAAAAAGAACCUGUUUACUGGCACUUUGGGGGAUUAAAUGCAUGUGAGAAUAUAUCUGAGGAUGGUUGGUCAUAUCAGUGUAUUACAAUUCAGCAUAAUGUCUCUGACUGGCACAAGUCUUACAACUUCAAAUUGUUCAUUCAAUAAUUUUUGGAUUAAAUGGAAUUAUUGGCAACACACUGUUUUUUUUCUAAAGGAUAAUCUGGUUUUAGGCAGUACAUAAAUACUAAUGUACCCAUUUUCAGUUUUGUAUCAUAUGGUCAGAUGAAUUUGAAUCGUAAUAUUGCUGCACCUGCAAAAACGUUAUGGGAGAUAAGUACCUCACUACUGAUACUAUGUUAUACCUAAUGAGAUCAUUAGAUUCAAAUUUUUUUUUUAUUCAUAUUUGCAAAGGGCCACUGACCAUCAUACAUACACCAUAAUGUCCAGUUUAUAAAUCCUAGUAUGUACCACUUUUUGUUCUAUGCACUUAUCUCAUAACUGAAACAUUGCUUGCCUUAGUCCGUUCUACUCGUCAACCUCAAACGUUCUCACUUUGAGGAACCAAAGUGCUGUCUAUUGAUGUCAAAUAAUAUCUGGUGCAGGGUUCCCCGUGUUGCGUUCUUUAUUUUAGUCUUGUUGGAACCAGACGAACAUUUAAGAAGUUCUUGUUAUUUAGUGAUGACUUGUCAGUUCAUAUCUGUGUGAGUUAAAAUAUUUUUCAGCAAAACAUUGUGAAGUUUUUAGUUUGUGGCAGUUUGGGUCUUUGAUCCUAAAGGUCUUUGCUGAAACCUUAACGUGUAGUGGUCCUGUUCAAUAAGUUAUUGUUUGGUGUUGUUUGUACAGUAUUGUUUUCCCUCUGUUCUUGCUAUUGUUGUUGCUCAGAAGGCUAAAGCUGACCAAAGAGUAAAAGUCCUCAUCUACGAGGGAAGCAGUAUUAAACAACCCUAAGAGAUGCUUUGACAUUUUUUUUUCCAAUGCAUCAAGCUAAUAUCAGUAUUCAGACUUGGGUUCUGUCCAAAGCAAACGUGUACAUUAUUUAAAUGAACUUUAUACCUUUUUUUUGUUUUGUAAAGGGUUUCUUCUAUUUUGUGAAUGCUACACUCACUGAAAAUGUAUGAGUAAAAAAAAACAUCUCUAGAAAUACAAUCAUUGUGAAUCACGAGUCACACAUUGACCAAGCACGAUUAAAAGCCUUUGCAAAUGUACUGUAUAUGAAUGAUUUAGAAAAGUCCAACACUGAGGAGUUAAUACUCCUGAAGUCAAAACACAUAACAGAUCUUCUGAUACAUUCAUGUUUAUUUAAUUGUAUAUUUUGUGAAUAGUCAUUUUUAAUCUGAUAGGAACCAAAAAUGUAUACUGUACUGGAAGUGUUCUGUAUAUUGGAUGCAUUGUGCCUCCUGUGAAAUAGUACCUACAGGUAAAUGGACCCUCUCUCCAUAUUUCUUUGAUGUUCUUCAUUUUGUAUUCUACAUACAGUAUAUCUUAUUUCAUGAUGCAUUCUGGAACAUGGUGGACUUAGUUUUAAAAUAAGUAUUUCAGUUUCUUGAGUGAUGUCACAGUUUUGUAAUGAGACAAACAAAACAUCCUGUCAAUAAAUGUUUCAUGUUUAUGAUUUAAUGGAUCAAUAUUCAUUCAUCUUAAAUAAAAAGCCAUAAUUGUU
Molecule: messenger RNA, 5164 nt
Organism: Clupea harengus (Atlantic herring)
Lineage: Eukaryota; Metazoa; Chordata; Actinopteri; Clupeiformes; Clupeidae
Gene: bnc1
Product: basonuclin zinc finger protein 1
Biological process (GO): regulation of transcription by RNA polymerase I
Cellular component (GO): nucleus
Molecular function (GO): zinc ion binding; nucleic acid binding
Source: RefSeq, a predicted model, not a curated record